UGGACCAUCAAGGUUUAACAUGCUAACAGAAAGUUCUUUGGGCUUUCUGAAAAAGCUGAGCCUUGCUUGCAAAGCACCUUUGGACUCCAACUGAGCACGGCUGCCCCAGCACAGGCUCAGCCAGCUCUGCUGUGACCCACUCCUGGCCAGGCACUGGCAGGCAGCAGCUCAUAGAAUCAUAGAAUGGUACGGGUUGGAAGGGACCUUUAGAGAUCAUCCAGUCCAACCACCUUGCAGAAGCAGGUUCACCUAGAUCAGGUGGCACAGGAAUGUGUCCAGGCAGGUCCUGAAGACCCAUGGUCCUGGCCACUGCUCCCGCUUCCCAGCUGCUUGAGUGCCUUGCAAAGAGCUAAAAAUAUACAUCUGUGUGAGUAAUCACUACAGCUAGAGCAGGGGACAGACAGGGAGGGCAGCUGGGCACUGCCACUGCAACCAGGAGGUGCGGUGCCUUGGCAGAUGGGCAACAGAGAGGGGCCAGGCUGGGACGGGCAGGUUGCUGCUGGUGCCUCUGGUGUAGAUCCCAGCACCUCCCCGUUUUUAUCUCAUACUGGAGCUGCAGCACGUGACACAGCCCGUAAGAGGGGCUUCACCUCGCUGCGUGUGUUUGGCAGGGAAUGAGCACCGAGCAGCACCUCACAGCUCCCCAGCACCUCACCAAGGAGCAGGAUGCCAACAGCUCAGCCUCUGCCCUCGCCGAGCACUGGCCCUCACCGCGGUUCACGGCCGCAGCCGGGGUCCGUGUGGCGGUCACGGCCGUGCUGUUCGUGGUGGUGGCCGGCAGCAAUGCGGCGGUGCUGGGCAGCCUGCGAAGGAAAGGCGGCAAGUGCCACGUGAGGCCGCUGCUCCUCAGCCUGGCGCUGGCCGACCUGCUCGUGACGCUGGCGGUGACGCCGCUGGACGCGGCCUGGAACGUGACGGUGCAGUGGUACGGAGGGGACCUGUCCUGCAAGCUCCUCAACUUCCUCAAGCUCUUCGCCAUGUACGCGGCCGUGCUGGUGCUGGCGGUCAUCAGCCUGGACCGGCACGCGGCCGUGCUGCCGCCCUUCUCCCGCGCUCGCCGCCACAACAGGCUUCUGCUCCACGCCGCCUGGGCUGCCAGCCUGCUGCUGGCCUCGCCGCAGCUUUUCCUCUUCCACCUGUGCACAGCCCCAGGAGGGAACUUCACCCAGUGUGUGACUCACGGCAGCUUCCAAGCACACUGGGAGGAAACUGUCUACAACAUGUUCACCUUCACCACGCUCUACAUCAGCCCCCUGAGUGUCAUGGUCAUCUGCUACGUCCGGAUCCUCUGGGAGAUCAGUAAACAGCUAAAGAUCAACAAAGGUUUGUUGGGAAAUCAAAACAACCACAUCUCCAAGGCACACAUGAAGACUCUCAAGAUGACCACAGUGAUUGUUGCCACUUUCAUCAUCUGCUGGACCCCUAACUACCUCCUGGGCUUGUGGUACUGGUUCCAGCCAGCUAUGAUCCAGAAGAUGCCAGAGUAUGUCAACCACAGCUUCUUUCUCUUUGGCUUGCUGCACACAUGCACUGGCCCUGUCAUUUAUGGACUGUACACCCCCUCCUUUUGGAAGGACGUGCAGUCAUGUCUCAGGGGAAUUGAAACAGCCAUUACCAGGCACGAGAGGCACAAACCCGUCUCAGCCUCAGAGAACAACGUCAAAGAUGGUGCUGUAAAUGGCGGGGUGGCAUCAGGGGGCUCCAAUGGGACAACUGUCAACAUGGUCUGCUGAAGAGAUGUAGCUGCAAGGAGAUGGGAGGCAAAGCUUUGGGGGCUGAUUUGUCCCAUAGGAUCGUUCUGGAGACUCUCAUAAGGAGAUUUGCCACCCAGCUUUGGUGGGUGAGGGUCUCUGGCAAGAAACUGGGAAUGUGUCUCCUGCGUGUAUUCAGGGUGAAGAACAUUUGGGGAUGUUUAUGGCCAUUCCUCCAUGUUCUGGGAGCCCCACUGACAACUAGAAAACCAUCCUUUUUGUACCCUACACAUGACUAAGCCCUGAUCUUGGGAUCAAACACCUGCCACACUUCCAUCAUUGACCCUUGGGAAGACACAUGCUGUCUCCUCCAUGGUCCAAGGUGGACAAUCUCUAAGUACCCUUCGCACCUACACCAAAGUGCAGAGCUACACAGAGGCACAGCACUGUGUAGUGUCACCCUGACAGGCUGCAAAGGUCCAUCACAGGUUUUUACUCCAUUUUCUCCACCUGCUGUAGGGAAAGCUCUCUGGAAACAUUGGCACUGCUGGCUCAGGGCCUGUCUGGUUCUGCCACAACCAUGUGCGAAGCUCUGGGAAGGCUGUACAUCUUGGAGGAGUGACUGAUGCAGAGACAUUAGUCCUCCUGAGCUGCUGCCAUGGUGGGGAGGGAGGAGGUGCCGUGGGGAUAGAGUGGCUUGGGCAAGAGGGUUAUGAAGAACCACAGUGGGAUGGAAUGUCAUAGGAUGAGAUGGAAUAGGAUGGGAUGGAACAGAAGAUUCUCCUCCUUUUUGGACAUGCCAGAAGGGAAAAAGAGUCCCUGCUGCCUUAUUCUUGCAUGUAGAACGUGGCAGGAACACAUCCUCACACAGCAGCUCUCUGGGAUACAGAGUAUUUGGGGUAACCAGAACCAAGCCCCACGCUGCUCAGCCCCUCUUGACUGUCUCUGUCCCCAAGGGACGAGCAGGCAGGUCACAGACCAUGUCCUAGGCUGUUGGGCUGGACCUCACACCUGCACCUCAUCUCUGCCCCACACAGGGUGGGUGCAGCCAGCUCCCAGGUGGUGUGUGAGCUGUGCUAAUGAGGAAGGCUAUUUGAAGCAGCUGUGGGGGCUCAGGGCCUUUGGCUGCUCUGUGAGAGUGAGGGAGCUGUUGGAGGGAUCAUCUGGGCUCUGGUGAGUAAAAUGGAUUUUUUUGCUUUUCACUGAUGUGGCAGAAGUUGCUUGUGGGGGCGAAUGUCUCUGAGUGUGCGUUGAGGAGCGUUCUAUGACUCUAAGUGGGUUUGCUCAACUGUGUUACUCCUUCCUGUGUAAGCAGAAACAGUGAGUUAUUUCCUUGUUCGUUCUCUGAUGAUGCUUCUUAAAUGCAUUAUUUGGUUUUGGGGAGUUUAGUUUUGAGCCAAGGGGAGUUUUGGUGUUUCUGUUUGCUAUGUGAAAUCUUUGGUUCGUGGACUCUGCAGGAGCCAGGUCCCUGGGCAUUUUCUGUGGCCAUUGCAACUUUGAAUGAGCAUUUAUCAAGAUGGAAGAGCUUUGUUCUAAAAACAACUCUUGAUUGGUUAUGGUUGCAUGUGUAGAGAAGCUGGGAGAGGUUUCCCCCUCGCCCUGAGAAAGCAAAUCUCCUUUAGGCACUGAGGGGGCUUUCUCAAACCUGUCCCCAAGAGGGGAUGGAUCCUGCAGGAGCCCAGACCCAGUGGUGGAGGCUAGUGUGAGCCUUUGAGGAAACAUCCAAGCUCUAAUGUGAUGCACAAUUGUUGUUUGGCUUUCCUGGGCUUGUUCUGCCUGAGGUAUUAAAAGAGUUUCUUGUAAGGU
Messenger RNA from Colius striatus (speckled mousebird), 3497 nucleotides. RefSeq names its product gonadotropin-releasing hormone II receptor-like. The record is from RefSeq and is a predicted model, not a curated record. Gene Ontology annotation, biological process: G protein-coupled receptor signaling pathway. NCBI's taxonomy places the organism in Eukaryota, Metazoa, Chordata, Aves, Coliiformes, Coliidae. Gene Ontology annotation, cellular component: membrane. Gene Ontology annotation, molecular function: gonadotropin-releasing hormone receptor activity; peptide binding.